UGCGCAUUGCAUGAUUUCCUGAGUGGUUGGCGACCGCGGCCAUUUUGUAGACCCUUUAGUUCAACGCCCCCCUCCCCCCUCAGCGUUCUACUGAAUCCUACCUCGGGGGCUGCCGAGGCCUAAGAAAAAACGAGAGGCCUGAGGCGGUUCGUUUUUUAUUUAUUUAUUUAAUAGCGUCUCGGAGUCUUCAUACGCUUCCUCCCCCUUCGGUGCAACAUCCUGGCUCUGCCUGGGAGCAGCUUUCCCGUAGCAUGAUGGAAGACGACGGACAGCCCAAGACCCUCUAUGUAGGAAAUCUUUCCAGAGAUGUGACCGAAGUCCUUAUACUUCAAUUAUUCAGCCAAAUUGGACCUUGCAAAAGCUGUAAAAUGAUAACAGAGCAACCCGAUAGCAGAAGAGUCAACUCUUCUGUUGGAUUUUCUGUUUUGCAGCAUACAAGCAAUGACCCUUAUUGCUUUGUGGAAUUUUAUGAACACAGGGAUGCAGCUGCUGCAUUAGCUGCUAUGAAUGGGAGAAAAAUUUUGGGAAAGGAAGUAAAAGUUAACUGGGCAACAACACCAAGUAGUCAAAAAAAAGAUACUUCAAAUCAUUUUCAUGUAUUUGUGGGAGAUUUAAGUCCAGAAAUAACAACAGAAGAUAUUAAGUCAGCAUUUGCUCCUUUUGGUAAAAUAUCGGAUGCACGAGUAGUUAAAGAUAUGACAACAGGAAAAUCAAAAGGAUAUGGUUUUGUAUCAUUUUAUAAUAAAUUGGAUGCAGAAAAUGCAAUUGUGCACAUGGGAGGCCAGUGGUUAGGAGGUCGUCAGAUCAGAACUAACUGGGCAACACGAAAGCCACCUGCUCCUAAAAGUACACAAGAAAACAACACAAAACAACUGAGAUUUGAGGAUGUAGUAAAUCAGUCAAGCCCCAAAAACUGUACUGUCUAUUGUGGAGGAAUUGCCUCUGGAUUAACAGAUCAGUUGAUGAGACAGACAUUCUCCCCUUUUGGGCAAAUUGUGGAAACCAGAGCUUUUCCAGUUAAAGGCUAUUCUUUUGUGAGGUUUUCAACUCACGAAAGUGCAGCACAUGCGAUUGUUUCAGUCAAUGGAACUACAAUUGAAGGGCAUGUUGUUAAAUGCUAUUGGGGCAAAGAAACACCGGAUACAACAAAAGACUUCCAGCAGGUGGAGUACAGUCAAUGGGGACAGUGGAGUCAGGUUUAUGGGAAUCCACAGCAAUAUGGGCAAUAUGUGACAAAUGGAUGGCAAGUGCCAUCUUAUGGAAUGUAUGGUCAAGCAUGGAAUCAACAAGGCUUUGGCAUUGAUCAAACACCACCUGCAACCUGGAUGAGUGGAUUUGUUGCUCAGCCUGCCCAGGGACAAGCUGCUCCGGUAAUACCUAAUCAGGCUGGCUAUGGUAUGGCAAGUUACCAAACACAGUGAGCUAGAACUCUGCUUAGAAGUGUGAUUUCAAGACAGGUUUCAUUUUCCAGUGAUUUUUCUGAAGCCUGAAAUACAGACACUGGGGAGACGAGGGAAAGGAGGCAAAAGGGGAGGGGGCCAAGAGAGAGAGAGAAAGAAAAAAAUAUUUAUUUUGAAGAAUGAAAAUGUUUGGACCUUUAACACAGCAUUUGCUUUGAUGAAGGACACAAAUAUCUUCAAUUUAUGCCUUUUUAAGUUUUGUUCAUGAUGGAUAUGAACAGGUUUUCUUUAUGUACAAAAUUUAAAAUAAAGUCAUUGAAAACAA
This is a messenger RNA of Crotalus tigris (Tiger rattlesnake), 1725 nucleotides long. It is a transcript of the gene TIAL1, whose product is annotated as TIA1 cytotoxic granule associated RNA binding protein like 1. Lineage: Eukaryota; Metazoa; Chordata; Lepidosauria; Squamata; Viperidae. Gene Ontology annotation, cellular component: cytosol. The transcript has 12 exons. The coding region runs from base 252 to 1421 and encodes 389 amino acids. Gene Ontology annotation, molecular function: DNA binding; mRNA binding. The record is from RefSeq and is a predicted model, not a curated record.